UCUGAAAUGGAGGCGCCCCUCGACAUGUCCUCAAGGGCCCUCCCGGGUCCCCUAUUAUCCCAAGGGGUCCCUCCGGCGCCUCCGCUGCCCACUCUCAGUUUCACCCUGGACCAAGUGUCCUCGGUCUGCGAGACUCUGGAGGAAUCCGGCGACAUCGAGAGAUUGGCCAGGUUCCUGUGGUCUUUGCCGGUGGCCCAUCCGAAUAUUCUGGAGUUGGACAGGUCGGAGGCUGUCUUGAGGGCCAGGGCCAUCGUGGCCUUUCACAGUGGGCACUUUAGAGAGUUGUAUGCGAUUCUGGAAAGGCACAAAUUCACGAGGGACUCUCAUGGAAAGCUGCAAGCGAUGUGGCUGGAGGCUCACUAUCAGGAAGCAGAAAAAUUAAGAGGUCGCCCUUUGGGUCCAGUCGAUAAAUACAGAGUCCGAAAAAAGUUUCCUCUUCCUUAUUCAAUCAGCGAAGGUGAACCAAAGUCGCAUUGUUUUAAGGAAAGAACGAGGAACCUUUUAAGAGAAUGGUACCUUCAGGACCCCUACCCGAACCCUACGAAAAAACGAGAGCUUGCCCAGGCAACCGGAUUGACUCCGACCCAAGUCGGAAAUUGGUUCAAAAAUCGGAGGCAAAGAGACAGGGCGGCCGCUGCCAAAAAUAGGUAA
Messenger RNA from Ctenocephalides felis (cat flea), 651 nucleotides. RefSeq names its product homeobox protein SIX6-like. NCBI's taxonomy places the organism in Eukaryota, Metazoa, Arthropoda, Insecta, Siphonaptera, Pulicidae. The transcript has 3 exons. Gene Ontology annotation, cellular component: nucleus; transcription regulator complex. Gene Ontology annotation, molecular function: DNA-binding transcription factor activity, RNA polymerase II-specific; RNA polymerase II cis-regulatory region sequence-specific DNA binding. Gene Ontology annotation, biological process: regulation of transcription by RNA polymerase II. The record is from RefSeq and is a predicted model, not a curated record. The coding region runs from base 7 to 651 and encodes 214 amino acids.